Penicillium longicatenatum is the source of this 1251-nucleotide messenger RNA. Its product is annotated as FAD-dependent oxidoreductase. The record is from RefSeq and is a predicted model, not a curated record. Gene Ontology annotation, molecular function: FAD binding. The transcript is spliced from 2 exons. The coding region runs from base 1 to 1251 and encodes 416 amino acids. NCBI's taxonomy places the organism in Eukaryota, Fungi, Ascomycota, Eurotiomycetes, Eurotiales, Aspergillaceae.
AUGACAACCUCCUCCAAACCAGCUCCAAUAGCCAUAAUAGGCGGUGGACCCUGCGGCCUCACACUCGCACGACUCUUCGAACGCGCCGGAACAGACUAUACAGUCUUCGAACGCGAUCAAGGCCCAGACCCGACAACCCGUUUCCAAGGCGGGACACUAGACUUGACAGUCGAAGGCGGCCAAGCAGUCCUAAAAAUGGCGGGUCUAUCUGCCGACUUUGAGAAACUGGCUCGUCGGGACGCAACGACGAUCCUGAUGCAGGAUUCGCAGGGAAAACAUUGUUUUUCUGCUGGUGAUGGGAAUGAUCGCCCGGAGAUUGAUCGGUUGCAGUUGCGGAGACUUUUGUUGGGUUCUAUUCCUACGCAUCGGGUGAGAUGGGGUAAGGUGCUUGGUGGUAUUGAACGUGGAGGGGAUGGACCCGCUUCGGCGGCGGAUUGGAUACUUCGUUUCAACGAUGGGUCGACUGAGAGUGGGUUCAGGCUUAUCGUUGGUUCUGACGGGGCAUGGAGUAAGGUGCGACAGUUGAUCACACCUGCGAAGCCCCAAUAUUCGGGCAAGAUGUUCAUCGAGGGCCGAAUAUCACAGGAUAACCCACAAUACGGUGCUGCGCUCGAGAUGGUCGGUGCCGGGAACUCCAUUGCGAUGGGCGCUGGGCUAGCAUUGUGUAUUCAGCAAAUGUCUGACCGAUCUUACCGCGUGUAUAUGGGCGUUGAGGCAUCCGAGACAUUCACUAAGCCUGGUGGCAAGGCUGAUGUAAAUGACAUGACCAAGGCACGAGAAACGAUGAACAGGCUAUUUGCGAACUGGGCUCCGAAUCUUCGUGCGUUUGUGGCAGAAGCUGAAGGACCAUGGCGUCCUUGGCCUCUUUAUCGACUCGACAAGGAACUCUUUUUGCCUGGUGCAUUGAGAGAUGAUGGAGAGAUGGGGGAGAAGUUCUGGACUCGCACGCCGGGGGUUGUGGUACUCGGUGAUGCGGCGCAUGUGACAACACCGAACGGGGAAGGUGUUAACCAUGCUAUGAUGGAUGCUAUGAUGUUUUUUGAGCACAUGAUGGCUGAGCUCGGUAGUGGUGAUGGGUAUAAUGCACAGGAUGAUGCUACGGCAUUGGAACGCGCCAUUGUUGCUUAUGAAGCUGGUAUGCGCCCUCGGGCGUAUGCAAGUAUCCUGGAUAGUUUGAACAUGGAGAACGUGAUGUAUAGGGAGGAUGGCGUGCUGCAGAUGAUGAAGAUGUUCGGGGAGGGAAAGGAGUGA